AGUCAUUUAAGGGAGCUAAACCUUUCAGAUUCCAGAUUUUUUGGGUCAAUCACUCAACCUUUUUAAAGGUGGUUAAUGAUCAUUAGUCUACAUUCCCCACGCAUGGUGGGAUGAGAGGGUUGGCUUCCAAACUUCAGGCUCUAAAAACCAUUCUCAGAACCUGGAGCAAGAGUACUUUUGGUGACAUCUUUGAAGAAUUAAAGAAAGCAGAAACCAAUGCACAGAGGGCACAGGAAGCCUAUGAGACUACUCCGGAGGACCCUACACUCAGAAGCACAGCAAAUGAGGCGGAGGAGAACAAACCUUAAGAUCAGGGCAAUCAGAGAUAUUGAUGACAAGCUCAUUGAGACAGAGGAUGGUAUCAAAAGAGCUACUGAAAAACAUUUCGAGGAAACUUGCAGUAACACUAAGUUGGUGGAAGCUGGACAAAUCCUAAACCACAUACCUAGCCUCAUUACUAAUGAUGAUAACAACAUGAUGUCUGCUAUUCCAGAUGAGAUGGAGAUUAGGAAGGCAGUUUGGGAUCUCAACCCCAAUAGUGCAGCAGGCCCAGGUGCGUUCAAUGGUUGUUUUUUCAGAAACUGUUGGGAUAUUGUUAAACAUGAUGUCAUAAAAGCUAGCCAGGAGUUCUUCAUGGGUCUACCUGUUCCCCAGGCUUAUGGGAGUACACUCAUCACCCUCAUACCCAAGAAGGAGAACUACACUACAUUCUCGGACUUCAGGCCAAUUUCCCUUUCUACAUUCAUGAGUAAACACUCCUCUCCUUCUACCAUUGCUAGGAUGGCAAAGGCACUGAAUAUGAAACAUGAGAAGCUGCCAAUUAGUUACCUCGGUGUCACCAUACGCAAAGGCUUUGUUCAUUUCAGGAAAUUUAAGAAACCAAUGUUUUUACUGUUUGAGGCAUUGAACAAUUUAAUGCAACUUCGCGUGGCGUUACGGAAUUAACCACCGUUGAAGCAGCCAUGGCGAUUUGGUUUCUUUCAUUGCCUCAAACGCCUAAAUUUCGUGCUGGUGUGAGUAACUAUUGCUUGGUUUUUUAAAAAUUGGGAAGCAACGGUCAUGCCAACAGCGAUGUCCAAUACCCCU
Molecule: messenger RNA, 1086 nt
Organism: Cuscuta campestris
Lineage: Eukaryota; Viridiplantae; Streptophyta; Magnoliopsida; Solanales; Convolvulaceae
Source: the annotation of a GenBank genome assembly